GAAAUACAGAAAUAGUCAUAUUUGAUAACUUUAAGUGCCUUAAAACACCCCUCGAAAAUUUUUCUCCCGCCAACCUCCAGGGGGCACGCUGCGUAUAUUUUACUCAAAAAGCUAUGAUUUUACGGGGAAUUGAUUAUAUAUAAGCGAUUUAGAUCCUCGAGAAACCUCUAUUAAAUGAUAUAAUUCAUAAAUUUUCUUUAAAAGUGCCCUAAUUCACGGUUGUCAAAUGACAUAACCCUAUUUGCGGUUUGAACAUGACAUGCGACAGUGGAAGCCUUUGCCAGCUGAUCUGUUCCCAUGAACAUGGCACAAACAGGUUCAUCCUGUGAAGUCAGUGAAAAUCGUGCCAACUUGAAACGGAAGAGAAAUUCUACAGAUGAUGAGGUGGAGAGCAUGCCACCUGUGAAGCUCGUGGCCAAGCUAGAGGAAGAGUUGGAUGACCAACCAGCUCACAAUGUUGUUGUGGAAUCUUCAUCAUGCUCGAGCAAUGAGGAAAGUCCUGAGCAGCCGGGGAAUGAGUUUACAGACUUUGAUUAUAAUCCAGAUAGUUUCUUAAGCCCACCGAGUAUACCAGAAUUACCAAACUGUGUGCUGAGUCCUUUAGAAAAUGUUGCCAGAGGCGAGUGUACUCCACACUCUAAUAAGAGGCCCAGCACUAGUAUUCCCCACUGCCCCUCACCUCCCAAACGCAAGUGUCCUCUGCCAGGGCUGUCCUGGGCUGACCCCAUAGAUGUAUGGAGAUGGAUGUGUGAGUGUGACGCCAGAUCCAGCCUGAAGAAGAACCCCUAUAUGUUUGACAAUCAUCCUAAUCUCCAACCGAGGAUGAGAGCUAUAUUACUGGACUGGCUGAAUGAGGUAUGCGAGGUAUACAAGCUGCACAGAGAAACGUUCCACCUGACCGUGGACUACGUGGACCGAUACCUGACCAACACUGACAACGUGCAGAAGGGACGCUUGCAACUCAUUGGUAUAACAUGCUUGUUCAUAGCAGCAAAAGUAGAAGAAGUUUACCCACCGAAGAUAGGCGAAUUCGCGUACGUCACCGACGGCGCUUGUUCCACGGAAGAAAUUCUACUAGAGGAAUUGCUAAUACUGAAAAUACUAUCGUGGAGCAUCACGCCUAUCACGAUAAACAGCUGGUUGAAUAUUUAUAUGCAGUUAGCGAGUGAAGGGAGGAGUGCAAAGAGACGGUUGCUUGGCGAGAGCGACGUAGGCAUCAACGCACUGCGGGGCUACACUUUCGUGUUCCCGCAGUACUCUUCGUUGGAGUUCGCGGUGUGCGGCCAACUCGUGGACCUGGCCGUGCUGCACGUGGACGUCAACAAGUUCGCGUACAGCGCCGUGGCCGCGGCCGCCAUCGCGCACGCCUUCAACAAGGAACUAGCUCUGCGAGUGUCGGGUUACAGUUGGGAGGUGCUGCAGGGUUGCUACACGUGGCUGACGCCGUUCGUGUCGUGCGUGCGCGCCGCCGGCGGCGUGAGCGCGGUGCGCGGCGGCGACGGCGAGCACGUGCAGCGCGGCGCGGGGCUGCAGCUCAUCUGCCCCGACCUCAAUGUCGACGAGAGCCACCGCAUACAGAUGCACAACGUCUCGCUAGACAUGUUUGACCAAGUGUGCCAGCAGCAGCUGGAGCAGACCACACAGCUCACGGCGUCCACGUCGCACACGGAGCACGUGUACCCGCCCACGCCGCCGCAGUCCGACGAGAAGAGCCCCUCCACGCCCACCACCACGCCGUCCACGCGGCCGUGCCCGCUGCCGCCCAUCGCCGACUGAACUCAACCCAGGCUGAGAUCUAUGUUGCGUACUUUGACAUUCCUCAGCAGGGUAUGACAUAAUUACAUCUCGCCAAUAUUAAUAAAAUUCGAACUCCGAAACACUUCCAGGUUAGCCCGCUUCCAUCUUCGACUGCAGUCAAGGGCUAAUUUGUAUCUCAUUUUUAAAAAACUUCAAAGUAAAAUAUAACUUAACAGACUUGUUUUGAAGCUCAAGUUUGUGUACAUGUGUACGAGAACAAUGUGAUUUGGGCUCGACUGUAUCAGUAGGAAGAAUUCCCUAGGAGUAGAUGUCAUGCUCAGUGUCCAGUUGGUGAUUGGUCCAACCUUGUAUCUUGUCAUAUAGUAUAGGCUGCUGAAUUAACUUCUAACGCUAGCGUGAUUCAACCUUAACAAUAAGUCAUCGAAUAUACUUGUGCUGCCAUCUAGAAGUUUCGGCGCUCUCUAAUUCUUCAACUUUGGCGGGAUAUUAAAUCUCAAACUAUCCCUACAGAACUUAGAGUUAGAACGGACGCAUUCAUGUGAGUCAUAUGUCAGUGUCUCUGUUUUAACUCUAAGUUAAAUUC
This is a messenger RNA of Maniola jurtina (meadow brown), 2341 nucleotides long. RefSeq names its product G1/S-specific cyclin-E (gene Cyce). Gene Ontology annotation, molecular function: cyclin-dependent protein serine/threonine kinase regulator activity. The record is from RefSeq and is a predicted model, not a curated record. Gene Ontology annotation, cellular component: nucleus; cyclin E1-CDK2 complex; centrosome. Bases 298 to 1776 code for a protein of 492 amino acids. NCBI's taxonomy places the organism in Eukaryota, Metazoa, Arthropoda, Insecta, Lepidoptera, Nymphalidae. The transcript is spliced from 10 exons. Gene Ontology annotation, biological process: G1/S transition of mitotic cell cycle; regulation of cyclin-dependent protein serine/threonine kinase activity.